AUGGUUGAAGGUUCUUUGACAACACGUUUUGUGUAUGACUGGCGGCUCAAAUCCUAUGAGGUGAAAUCUGAAAACCAGGAAGAUGGAAGUGCCAGCGUGUCCCAAGUGCCCACCUUCUGGAACUACAGUGAUGUGGGAACAAAGAAUCUCAGCAAAGCCCGGCUUUACUUUCUCCUCUGUGGCAUUGGUGCAGUUGAUCCUGUGACUGCAGAACCCAUUGGACAGGAGGAGUACAAUGCUGCUACAGAACAAGAUGAAAAUCGAAAAGCGUUGAGCAAGCUUGGCAAGGCAAUCAAAAGGAUCAGCUUGAUUCUUGGAGUGCAAAGCCUUGAGUCUUUGGCAGCGGAAGCAAAGGUUUUGGAAGUUUGUCCAAAGAAUGUCAAGGCGGUAGAGCGUGACAACAGUGCUGGUCUUUGGAUUGCAGUUUGCGUGUUGUGCGUUUUGGUAGUGAUUCUGGCUACAGCAUUUUGCUGUGUAUGGAAGAAGUUCAACAAACGUUUGAAUGAACAAGAAGCAGCAAUGAAACAGGUGCAACACGAUAUCUUCCAUUGCUGGAAUCAGGUGGCAGAUGAGGACAGUUACAUAGCAACUCAGGAGGCAAGGAUCACCGAGAUCCACAACAGACUCAUGAUGCAUGAUGGACGCUUGAUAGAACAAAGCAAUGAACACUCAAUGUUGCAUGACUACACAUAUGGUUUGCAUUAUGGUUUAGUUGAGAGCGGUGGAUUUCUGCGUUUUGGCUUUGGCCUUACAACUGACCAGUUUACAAGUUUGGCGAUGCAUGAACGUGCAAACUUGGUGACUUAUGGAGCCAUGGGAUCAGAGCAAUACUUGCGUUUGGUCAGACAACGUGCCAGAGCUGAACAUGCAGACACAACUGACAUACCAGUGAACCAUGGUGCAGAUACAAAUUUGGAAAACAACAAUGAGGAACAAGCAGAGUCAGAGACUUCAGAUGACGACGAGAUGAUUGAUGAGGGAGAACAAAGAUCUCCCCCCAUGACACAGUUGAUGGAAGAUGUAAAAGAGCAGCAUGGUCUUGCAGUUCAACGUGGAGAUUGGCGGGAUGCGACAGCGAUCCAAUCCUUCAUUCUCACAAUGAUUGCUGCAAUCAGUGGAGGCAUGGAUGAAAAUUUGGUAAACCAAUACCGUGAAAGAGCAGCAAAUCUUUUCCUCCAGUUAGCAGACACUGCAAGGCCAAGCAGACCUGAAGCAUGUGCAAUCUAUGGCAGAUUUGAAGCAAAACUGCGAAAUCGAGAACGUUGA
Cladocopium goreaui is the source of this 1266-nucleotide messenger RNA. Lineage: Eukaryota; Dinophyceae; Suessiales; Symbiodiniaceae. The record is from the annotation of a GenBank genome assembly.